Messenger RNA from Grammomys surdaster, 3754 nucleotides. It is a transcript of the gene Adamts13, whose product is annotated as ADAM metallopeptidase with thrombospondin type 1 motif 13. Gene Ontology annotation, molecular function: metalloendopeptidase activity. The coding region runs from base 1 to 3498 and encodes 1165 amino acids. The transcript has 23 exons. NCBI's taxonomy places the organism in Eukaryota, Metazoa, Chordata, Mammalia, Rodentia, Muridae. Gene Ontology annotation, biological process: extracellular matrix organization. The record is from RefSeq and is a predicted model, not a curated record. Gene Ontology annotation, cellular component: extracellular matrix.
AUGCACUGCUUCUGGGACCCGCCUGGGCUGCAGUCAGGACUCACACGGCACCAGCUGGUGGCACAGCCUGGCCUCUACUACAGUGUAGAUGAUCAGUGCCGUGUGGCUUUUGGCUCGGGGGCUAUUGCCUGCACCUUCUCCAGGGAGGGUCUGGAUACAUGCCAGGCUCUGUCCUGCCACACAGACCCCCUGGACCAAAGCAGCUGCAGCCGCCUCCUUGUUCCUCUCCUGGAUGGGACAGAAUGUGGUGUGGAGAAGUGGUGCUCCAAGGCUCGGUGUCGAUCCCUUGCUGAGCUGGCUCCUGUGGCUGCGGUACAUGGACACUGGUCUAGCUGGGGCCCCCAUAGUCCUUGCUCUCGAUCCUGUGGAGGAGGCGUGAUCACCAGGAGGCGGUGGUGCAACAACCCCAGGCCUGCAUUUGGAGGACAUGCAUGUGUGGGUGAGGACCUCCAGGCUAAGAUGUGCAACAUGCAGGCUUGUGAGAAGACUCAGCUGGAGUUCAUGUCCGAGCAGUGUGCCAAGACAGACAGACAGCCACUACAACUUUCCCAAGGCACUGCCUCCUUCUACCACUGGGACGCUGCUGUGCAGCACAGUCAAGGAGAUACUCUGUGCAGACACAUGUGCUGGGCUGUUGGAGAAAGCUUCAUUGUCAGCCGUGGAGACAGUUUCCUAGAUGGGACCCGUUGUGUGCCAAGUGGUCCUCGGGACGAUGGGACCCUAAGCCUCUGUUUAUUGGGCAGCUGCAGGACCUUUGGCUGUGAUGGCAGGAUGGACUCCCAGCAGGUUUGGGAUGUGUGCCAGGUGUGUGGAGGAGACAAUAGCACCUGCAGUUCACAGAAUGGCUCUUUCACAGCUGGGAGAGCCAGAGAAUAUGUCACGUUCCUGACAGUUACACCCAAUAUGACCAGCGUGAACAUUGUCAACCGCAGGCCUCUCUUCACACACUUGGCUGUGAGGAUCCAGGGCCACUACAUUGUGGCAGGGAAGACUAGCAUCUCGUCUAACAUCACGUACCCUUCCCUUCUGGAGGACUACCGCAUGGAGUACAGAGUGACUCUCACUGAGGACCAGCUGCCCCACUUAGAGGAGAUUCACAUCCGGGGACCUGUCCGGGAGGACACUGAGAUCCAGGUGUACAGACGAUAUGGAGGUGAAUAUGGGGAUCUUACACACCCAGACAUCACCUUUACCUACUUUCAACUGAAGCAAGAGGCAGCCUGGGUAUGGACCUCUAAGCAUGGACCCUGCUCAGUGAGCUGUGGAGCAGGGAUGCGCUGGGUAACCUACAGCUGCCAGGAUCAAGCUCAAAACAAGUGGGUGGAGAACACCCAGUGCCAAGGGAGCCCACAGCCACCUGCAUGGCAAGAGCCUUGUGUUUCUGCCCCCUGCUCCCCAUAUUGGGUAUCCGGAGACUUCAGUCCAUGUAGUGUGUCUUGUGGUGGGGGUCUUCGGGAGCGGUCACUGCACUGUGUGGAAGCCCAAGACGGCUUCUUAAAGAUGCUGCCACCAGCCCGGUGCAGAGCGGUAGCCCAGCAGCCAGCAACAGAGGUGGAAAACUGCAACUCCCAGCCCUGUCCCACCAGUGACCACACGGCUGUGACUGAAAUAUCCUCCAUGUCCAAACUGGUCUUCACUUAUUGGCCUGUUACCAAUGGGCUGGACGAUCAGCAUGGCUUCAGAUGGGAGGUGUCAGACCCUGGUCCUUGCAAGUCAUCUGCCUGUGAAACAGGUCUGGACUCAAGGAAUGUGACAUGUGUGCCCAGGGUGGGUGACCCGGAGAAGCCAGCAACUGCAGGCCCCUGCUGCACAGAUGAGAUAUCACCUAUGCUGGAGCCCUGUUUCAGGACUACAUGUUCUCCAGACUCGGGUCAGGUGGGCACCAUGUCUCUGGGAGAGGAGGCUCCAUCCCCAGUGGGCAGUGACAAGCCAGGCUUUCAGGCUGAACAUGUGUGGACUCCUCUGGUGGGGCUGUGCUCCAUUUCUUGUGGGAAAGGUCUGAAGGAACUGUAUUUUCUGUGCAUGGAUUCUGUCCUCAAGAUGCCUGUCCAGGAAGAGCUAUGUGGCAUGGCUAGUAAGCCCCCAAGCCGGUGGGAGGUCUGCAGGGUUCAUCCAUGUCCUGCUCGGUGGGAGACUCAAGUCUUGGCACCGUGCCCAGUAACUUGUGGAGGUGGCCGAGUGCCACUGGCUGUUCGUUGUGUGCAGCUGAACCAUGGCCGCCCUAUGUCUGUAGCUCACUCCAAGUGCUGGCCAGUGCCUAGGCCAGGCUCCUUUGAGGACUGCAGCCCUGAGCCUUGUCCUGCUAGAUGGAAAGUCCUGUCCCUUGGCCCAUGCUCAGCCAGCUGUGGCCUUGGCACUGCCACGCAAAUGGUGGCCUGCAUGCAGCUUGACCAAGGCCAUGACAAUGAGGUGGAUGAAACUUAUUGUAAGGCUCUGGUGCGGCCCCCGGCCAGUGUCCCCUGCCUCAUUGCUGACUGUGCAUACCGGUGGCACAUUAGCACCUGGACAGAGUGCUCUGUCUCCUGUGGGGAUGGCAUCCAGCGCCGGCAUGACACCUGCCUUGGACCCCAGGCCCAAGUGCCUGUGCCAGCCAACUUCUGCCAGCACCUGCCCAAGCCAGUGACCGUGAGAGCCUGCUGGGCUGGACCCUGUGCAGGGCAGGAAAUCUCCCACUCACUGACUCACACAGAAGCUACUCUUCCCAGUCAGACCCAGGCUGCCGUUACUGUUGCCUCUCUGCAGUGGACCCAACCCCAAGGCCAGGCCCGCACCCUAUUCCCAGCCUCCCAGUCUCUGGGGCUCCAGGAAAACCUGAAAGAGCCUGGUGCCUGUGGAAGGCAGUACCUGGAGCCCACAGGAACCAUUGACAUGCGAGGUAAAGGACAGCUAGACUGUGUGGUGGCCAUUGGGAGACCUCUAGGUGAAGUGGUGACCCUCCAAAUCCUCGAGAGCUCCCUCAAGUGUAGUGCAGGGGAGCUGCUGCUGCUCUGGGGUAGGUUCACAUGGAGGAAGAUAUGCUGGAAGAUGCCUGGCAUGACUUUCAGCACCAAAACCAACACGUUAGUGGUGAGGCAGCAUCGUGUGGUGUCAGAAGGUGGAGUGCUGCUACAGUACCAGAGCCGACCUGCCCCGGGGAACCUCCACAAAGAAUGUGACAAGCAGCUCUUUGGACCUCGAGGUGAAAUUGUGAGUCCCUCACUGAGCCCAGAUGAGAGGAAGGCAGGGACCUGCAGGGUCUUCAUCAGUGUGGCCCCACAGGCUCGAAUUGCCAUCCGUGCCCUGGCCAGUGACAUGGGCACUGCUUCUGAGGGGACCAAUGCCAACUAUGUCUUGAUCAGGGAUAUCCACAGUCUGAGGACCACGACAUUUUGGGGGCAGCAGGUGCUCUACUGGGAGUCAGAAGGCAGUGAGGCUGAAUUGGAAUUUAGCCCUGGCUUCCUGGAGACGCAUGCCAGCCUCCAGGGCCAGUACUGGACCAUCCCACCGAGGACACCGUAACAGGACAACAGUCUAGCUCUGUCCUAGAUUUCUCUCCAAUAGCUGGCUGGAAAGGGAGGCAACCCUACUCGGGAAAGGGUGACCAUCCCUGAAAUAUGCAACUCUAGCCUCUUGAGAGGUUUUAAUGCCUGCUAGCCUUAGGGAACCUCUUUUAGUGACCUUUUCCAGGUGCAGAAGGGCCAGGACUGGGAGGUGGAGAUCUGAAAAGCAGUCCCAGCCUCCAGUGGUUAAUAAAGGACACAGGUUUGAAACCAGA